Messenger RNA from Ornithodoros turicata, 659 nucleotides. RefSeq lists its product as uncharacterized. NCBI's taxonomy places the organism in Eukaryota, Metazoa, Arthropoda, Arachnida, Ixodida, Argasidae. The transcript is spliced from 4 exons. The record is from RefSeq and is a predicted model, not a curated record. The coding region runs from base 1 to 504 and encodes 167 amino acids.
AUGGAAGCAAACGCCGUUCGGAAGGCCUCUGGAAAGGCCUUUACACUGCCCGUGUGUCAGGGGGAUAUAACUGCAAUCACCGGAAACGAAACGACGGAGCUUGCUCCAGGAACGGGUGAAGUAUUUGGACUGUUCGGCACACUCAACCGAACUGGAGUGACGAUUCCUGGCUUCGAGGGUGAACCGAGCCCCAAGCUUCAGGAAGUGGAACUGACCCUCUGCAUCAUGGCGGGCCUCGUGGUUUUGGCGGCCAUCAUUAGCUGUAUGGUCGCCUGCUACUGUCGCUUCCGUCGCCGGAAAACUUGUGAACCGGACGAGCCCUCCGACUGGCGUCACCAGCCGUGCAGCUGCAGCAACCAGUCUCCCCGGAGCGGCAACAAUCGACGGCCCACCGAAGCGCCUCCUCCACCAUCCGUCACGUGCCCCACCAGUGAGCAAAACAAGAAGACAGCACAUCUUCAUGAAAGACAACCGUCACACUGCUACAGUGACGAGGCUCUGUGACACACUUGACGUGAAGCCGCCUGCCAAGAUCUACAAAGUUAUAAGCAACUCGCUCGUAUAGGCGUACCAGGACAAGAUGGUUAUGGUUAAACUGACAGUAGUCAGCGACAAGCCGAUGGAGCGCACAUUAAGAAAAUAAACAAAGUUGGUCUUCA